Molecule: messenger RNA, 912 nt
Organism: Arachis ipaensis
Lineage: Eukaryota; Viridiplantae; Streptophyta; Magnoliopsida; Fabales; Fabaceae
Source: RefSeq, a predicted model, not a curated record
AUGAAAAUGGGAGAUAUCAUCCAUCUUUGUUCACAAUGUCAAAUUCUAUGAAAGAUAUAUUCUUGCGUACUAUAAAGAAUAUUAGAGUACCAGAUGGUCUCUCGAGUAAUAUUUCACGGUGUGUUGACCUGAAGCAAAGAAAGCUCUCUGGAUUGAAAAGCCAUGAUUGCCACGUCCUUAUGCAGCAACUAUUACCCAUUGCCAUACGUAAUGUGCUACCAGAUAAAGUUACUGCAGUGCUAAUAGAGUUGUCUUCAUUCUUUCAACAGUUGUGCUCUAAAAGCUUAAGUCUUACAGAACUUGAGAAGCUCCAACCUCGAAUAAUCCUUACCCUUUGUCAUUUAGAAAUGUUGUUCCCUCCUUCUUUCUUUACAAUCAUAGUUCAUUUAACCUGUCAUCUAGUUGAUGAAGCAAAACUUGGAGGACCAGUACACUAUAGGUGGAUGUAUCCUAUUGAGAGGUAUUUAGGACAUUUGAAGUCCUAUGUACGAAACAAAGCUAAAUCAGAAGGUUCUAUAGCUGAGGGAUAUGUGGCUGAAGAAGCUCUUACAUUUUGCUCUCGAUACUUAGAAGGGAUUGAGACAAGAUUUAAUAGGCCACCACGUGUUGAUGAUCGUCCGGAUGGUAAUUACAAUACACAUGUUGAUUCACUUUUUCCACAAAUGGGUAACUCUAAGGGAGCUUUCACAGUAUUUGAGUUGUCACCUAUGGAAAAAAAACAAGCACAUCGCUAUGUGGUUUUAAAUUGUCCAUAUGUCAAACCGUUCAUUGAGUAAGUACUUAAGGAUUUGCGUACAUGUUUUUUAUUUACUUGAAAAUAGUUGUUUAGUUAGAGUUAAACUUUCAUAUCUGACAGUGACUUCAAAGAUUUUGUACGAAGACGAUCUAAGGGUAAAAGGCCUUCAAAUGUAG